Messenger RNA from Sugiyamaella lignohabitans, 840 nucleotides. RefSeq names its product 1-acylglycerol-3-phosphate O-acyltransferase SLC1 (gene SLC1). Gene Ontology annotation, cellular component: membrane; endoplasmic reticulum. Lineage: Eukaryota; Fungi; Ascomycota; Dipodascomycetes; Dipodascales; Trichomonascaceae. Gene Ontology annotation, biological process: phosphatidic acid biosynthetic process. Gene Ontology annotation, molecular function: 1-acylglycerol-3-phosphate O-acyltransferase activity. Bases 1 to 840 code for a protein of 279 amino acids. The record is from RefSeq and is a predicted model, not a curated record. The transcript has a single exon.
AUGGUUGAGGCGGCAGCUGUUUUGAAGCAUGGGUCGCGGGGCGUAGCGGCCGCCCUGGUGCUGGGGUUUUUUGGCGUGAUUAAACCGUUACAGUUCUACUCGCGAGUGCUGGUAUACCUGCUGCUUAUCGCUGGAUGUGGAAUUUAUGGAGCUUUGGCGUCUAUUGUUUUGACAUUGGCUGGUAAACAAGGACUUUCCCAAUGGACUACUGCUCGUGUGUUUUAUACUUUGGCCAGAUAUAUUCUGGGAAUUAAAGUAGUCAUCUCGAACCCUGAGGCGCUUAAGACACGUCCGGCCGUGUUUGUUUCGAACCACCAGUCGGAACUCGAUAUCCUGAUUCUGGGGGCUACAUUUCCUCAGUACUGUAGUGUCACUGCCAAGAAGGCCCUGAAAUACUAUCCUUUCCUUGGCUGGUUCAUGACUCUCAGUGGAUCGGUGUUUAUUGACCGUAAAAACAGAUCCGACGCACUCAAGGCGUUCGACUCGGCCGUCAAAAAAGUCAAUCGUGACAAACAGAGCGUUUUCAUGUUCCCUGAGGGAACCCGUUCUUACUACCAGGAACCCGGUCUGUUGCCUCUUAAGAAAGGUGCGUUCCACUUUGCUGUACAGGGCCAAGUGCCUGUUGUGCCGUUUGUUGCAUCCAACUACUCCAAGUUCUUCUCGUUCCAAAAACGCAUUUUCGAGAAGGGUACCAUCGAAAUCAAGGUUCUCGAUCCUAUUGAGACUAAGGGCAUGACUGCUGCCGACGUUAAUAGUUUGUACGAAAAGGUCCAGACCAGCAUGAAGGAGACUGUUGACGAACUUGGCUACGGCUCGCUGUAUAAUGACAAGCUGAAAUAG